CUCAGCCACAUAUACACCAACCCGGCAGAAAGAGCCGAUCAAUCCGGAUCUCAAUAGAAGUUCAUAUCGAGCUGCACGUGCUGUACUCUCGUUACGGCCACCAUGAGCAGUCCGGCAAACAAAAGAUCACACUAUAUCCAAAAAGUCGAGGUUCACAGCCUUCAGAAUCUACCCUUCAAUAUUUCUAAGAUCAGCAUGGAUGUCAUCGCCGGAGGCAUCAUUCGCAGGUCGCCCACCUUCAAGACAUUUAAGAAGCAAAAAACCGGCCUUCUCUCAGAAACAAUUGAAAUUGUAGUCGACGUCUACGACGCUAUGCUCCUGACUUAUGAGGAGGCUAUUCGCGAAGAAGUCUUGAAGAAGCGAGACAAGCUUCACUGCGUUUACGACACGUUGUUCAAGCAGACCAUUGAAUGCUCCUAUUUCAUCAAAGGAUACGCGAACAAAAGUGUUACCGGACGGGUCCUCAGCCGCAAUCUCCUGGACAAGGCCAAAGAAUUUCACGAAGGGUUUACGGCAUUGCGCGACAAGCUUCAAUCUGGUAUCUCUACGGAGACGCCUGUUGUGACGCUCGGGAUUCGACAGCUAGUCGACGACCUGACAAGAACGGACUUAAACCGGAAUCUCCGUCCAUUGACCGAGUUCUGUCCAACAUCUACAUGCAUGAAGGGUACACGUGUCGAAACGAUCAAUGUCCUCAUGUCCUGGAUCGCGGACUGCAGCGGGGGUAUGUUGUGGUGCAGCGGCCUUGCCGGGACAGGGAAGAGCUCGCUCGCGGGAACGCUCCAUGAACUUCUCACCACGGGUGGGCGGAAUCGUCUCGGUGCCUACCUCCACUAUGAUCACCUUGGAUACUCCGACGCGUCGCAUCUCAUCACAAGUAUCGCUUACUCGUUGGGGAUGUAUGAUAACCGGAUCGGUACCUCCAUUUCAGGGGUGAUCCGAAGAAAUAGUGCUCUUCUGUCAAUGUCAACAGCUUCUGCGAGUGAGCAGUUUCGCGCACUCCUUCAAGAGCCCUUAGAGAGACUCCCGGACUUGGUCAACGAGGGGCCAUUGAUUGUCAUGAUUGAUGGUAUCGACGAAAGUGAUGCGUCUAAAGAGUUGCUCGCCGUUUUAUCCAAAGGAUUCGGUCUGAGACUGCCUUUCAUACGACUCCUUGUGUUCAGUCGCUCCACUGAAACCAUAUUCCAAGCAUUCAGUGCACCAAAUUCAGCUGUCACUACAAUUGUUUUGAACACCACCUCGGAGGAAAUUAGCCAUGAUAUCAGAUUUUUCAUUGGCUAUCAUUUCUCCGACAUAUUUGCCAACCUAUCAGCACGAAAUGGAUCUAAUGACUUGCAGGAAUUCUGCGAAAUGUUCCAUGCAGUCGAUGGUCUCACUGAACGAGCGAGCGGUUUAUUGAUCUGGGCUGCUACCGCAUGCAGAUUCAUUCGCGAAAGUCCUAGUACCUCUAGGUUAUUCGCACUGCUGGAUAUUUCAGCUUCUGUGGACACCCUCACAUUUCUCUAUCGCACGAUCCUGGAUACUAUCGUGUCCGAAACCGACGACCACGUUGUUACCACGCAGUCCAUACGUGCUGUCCUGGGUGCUUUGGUCGUAAAAACACCAGAAGGGAUGACCGCCAGGGCCCUUGAUACCCUUGUUCUCCUUCCUGAAGACACUCCGGCACGCAGUAUUUUGGCGAGGUUGGGCAGUGUUAUACAUGAGACAUCGACAGGAUAUCAUCAGUUCUUCCACUCAUCUUUCUAUGACUUCCUACAGAACCGGUCGCAGUGCGGCGAUCAAUGGUACAUCGACGUCAAUGAGUACAAAGACCGGCUUCACAAGCGCCGGUGGGAAGUGCUGAAAACAAUGAGGUCUGGAACCUCCGGUGAUCUUUCUUCCUUGCUAUAAGCUGGUUAGAAAUUCUUUUCUUCUGUCGUUACAAAUCUCAAUUAGCACGGUUUCGUGGGCAACACGAUUUACUUUGACAGCUGGUCUGAUAUCCACGGUCACGGUGAAAUGCUAAAAGACACUUUCUAGUGUUGCCUAUGUAGCGAUUGUGUGCACCCAGAUUCGAAUGUCUGCCUUCGAUACUCAAAAGAUAGCGUCCUUAGUACAUUUGGUCCUGAAAUCAGAUCAGCGGAGUCAACAAUUCCCGAUAAGACUUCUGUUUACGUAUACUGGAGGCCUCAACUACUACGCGAGGCAUCGUGGUACCCAAUCA
Desarmillaria tabescens is the source of this 2203-nucleotide messenger RNA. RefSeq lists its product as uncharacterized. NCBI's taxonomy places the organism in Eukaryota, Fungi, Basidiomycota, Agaricomycetes, Agaricales, Physalacriaceae. The record is from RefSeq and is a predicted model, not a curated record. The coding region runs from base 196 to 1890 and encodes 564 amino acids. The transcript is spliced from 6 exons.